Amaranthus tricolor (Joseph's coat) is the source of this 2312-nucleotide messenger RNA. RefSeq names its product ATP-dependent Clp protease proteolytic subunit-like. The coding region runs from base 235 to 831 and encodes 198 amino acids. Gene Ontology annotation, cellular component: endopeptidase Clp complex. The record is from RefSeq and is a predicted model, not a curated record. Gene Ontology annotation, biological process: protein quality control for misfolded or incompletely synthesized proteins. Lineage: Eukaryota; Viridiplantae; Streptophyta; Magnoliopsida; Caryophyllales; Amaranthaceae. The transcript is spliced from 3 exons. Gene Ontology annotation, molecular function: serine-type endopeptidase activity; ATP-dependent peptidase activity; ATPase binding.
ACCCGAAAAGUAGCAAUACGCAAUGGGGAGUUGAUACCAUCUUCUAUCAGUAAAUGCUUUCAUACUUGUUCAUUAUUGGAAGGCUAUAUUGGUAAGAAUUUUUUCUUAAACUAAACCUUUCUAAUCUAUGCAGAAAAUAGAAUUAAUGAGUGAUAUUAUAAAAACAAUAACCUUAAUUAUUACGUUUCCACAUCAAAGUGAAAUAGAGUACUUAAUUAUUUUUUCUUUCAUUUAAUGCCUAUUGGUGUUCCAAAAGUUCCCUUUCGAAGUCCUGGAGAGGAAGAUGCAUCUUGGGUUGACGUAUACAACCGACUUUAUCGAGAAAGAUUACUUUUUUUAGGCCAAGAAGUCGAUAACGAGAUCUCGAAUCAACUUAUUGGUCUUAUGGUAUAUCUCAGUAUCGAAGAUGAUACCAAGGAUUUAUAUUUGUUUAUAAAUUCUCCUGGCGGAUGGGUAAUACCCGGAGUAGCUAUUUAUGAUACCAUGCAAUUUGUGCGACCAGAUGUACAUACAAUAUGCAUGGGAUUAGCUGCUUCAAUGGGAUCUUUUAUCCUGGUCGGAGGAGAAAUUACUAAACGUUUAGCAUUCCCUCACGCUUGGAUCAGGGUAAUGAUUCAUCAACCCGCGAGCUCUUUUUAUGAGGCCCAAACGGGAGAAUCUAUCCUGGAAGCGAAAGAACUUUUGAAAUUGCGUGAAACCCUCACAAGGGUUUAUGUACAAAGAACGGGCAAACCCUUAUGGGUUGUAUCCGAAGAUAUUGAAAGGGAUGUUUUUAUGUCAGCAACAGAAGCCCAAGCUCAUGGAAUUGUUGAUCUUGUAGCGGUCGAAUAAAAGGAAUAAAAAUAGUUUUAAACAUUUGAAAUUUUUUCUUGUUACUCGGUUUACCAUUCUGUGUUUAAUAUUCCAUUAACUAUAAAAAAAAUUCGGUUAGGAUUGAUCUAAACCAGCCCAUUAUGUAUAUGAUUCAGCAUGCCAACUAUUAAACAACUUAUUAGAAACACAAGACAGCCAAUCAGAAAUGUCACGAAAUCCCCCGCUCUUCGGGGAUGCCCUCAACGUCGAGGAACAUGUACUAGGGUGUAUGUGUGACUCGUUCAGAUUAUGAGCUGGAACAAAAAAAAACAAAUGAAAGGAAAGAAUUUUUCCAGUAUCAAUAAUCAAUACUGGUGAAUGGUAUAAAACUCCAGUCACUAUCUAAAAUGAAAAAAAAAAAAAUAAUAAAUUCAUCUAUUGGGUAUGAAAUUUAUGGUUUCUAUUAGUAUAAAUCGGGUUUAAGAUAAGAAAAAAUUUCCCAUUGGUAACGAACGUUAUCCAUUUAGCAGGGAAUCUUCUUUGAAAAGUAAAAAAAUUCGGCUCCGAUUCUUGCAAGAACGGACUAACAGGGUCAGCUAUCCAGCAAACCUUCAAAAUUAAAUACCGUUACUGUAUAGGUGGAUCUCGUUGUGAAAGACCUAUUACUGGAUAAUUCAUGGGUAGAGCCAAAAGGUUUGAACUGUACAAGUUAUCAAUAAGAUUCCGGAAAUGAAGGAAAGGGGCUCCGGUGUAUAGAGAGGACCUCACCGUUUUAAAAGUAACCAUAGAAACGAAGGAAUCCACUAUUUCUUUAAUCAUCUAUAUUUAACUUGAAUUCACAUUUUUUUAUUUACUUUUUUGAUACAUUAAUAAAUUUUUUUGUCUCGUUUCAAGACGAAAUGUCGAAAAAAAGAAAAAUAAUAAAAAUAGUGGUUGGGAAGGUUAUAGUAGCAAAAGCCAUUGGAAUUUUUAUUUUAUACAUUGGAAAAAUCCGUUUUGUUAUUAAUAGACCAGAAGGCGAAAAGAAUAACUUAAAGAAAAAAAAUCGAUUAGUUAUUCAUCAAAGUUUCAAUUAUUCAAUGACUAAUGACUAGAGUUAAACGGGGAUAUAUAGCUCGAAGACGCAGAAGAAAAAUUCGUUUAUUUGUAUCAAGCUUUCGCGGGGCUCAUUCAAGACUUACUCGAACCAUUGCUCAAUAGAAAAUAAGAGCUUUGGUUUCGGCUCAUCGGGAUAGAGACAGGCAAAAGAGAGAUUUUCGCCGUUUGUGGAUCACUCGAAUAAACGCAGUAAUUCGUGAAAGAGGGGUAUACUAUAAUUAUAGUAAAUUUAUACACGAUCUGUACAAGAGAAAGUUGCUUCUUAAUCGUAAAAUACUUGCACAAAUAGCUAUAUUAAAUAGGAAUUGUAUUUAUAUGAUUUUUAAUGAGAUCUUAAAAAAAGAAGAUUGGAAAGAAGAAUACCUCGAAACGAUUUAAAUGAAGUUCCCCGGAGUUUAUUCUCCAGGAGUAUUAGAGUAGAA